Molecule: messenger RNA, 1986 nt
Organism: Sordaria macrospora k-hell
Lineage: Eukaryota; Fungi; Ascomycota; Sordariomycetes; Sordariales; Sordariaceae
Source: RefSeq, a predicted model, not a curated record
AUGGAACCUUUAGGGUCGGAUGGCGACAGUCCGGGGUUGACGAUACCAUACGAGUCCGACACAGAUGAUGAUGGCGAUUUCUCACACGUUCACGACGAACACUUUCUCGAAUCCGGCUGGGGUGGAGAGUGCUUACAAGAUACAGAGGACAUCGAUUUCGAGUUUGUUUACGCCCUCCACACCUUUGUCGCUACUGUUGAAGGGCAGGCCAACGCGACAAAAGGCGACACCAUGGUUUUGCUCGACGACAGCAACAGCUACUGGUGGUUAGUGCGCGUCGUGAAAGACAGCAGCAUUGGCUACCUUCCCGCCGAACAUAUCGAGACGCCAACGGAGAGAUUGGCACGUUUGAAUAAACACCGAAACAUAGACCUAUCUGCGACUAUGCUUGGGGAUCAAGCUGACAAGCCCCGGAACGCCAUAAUGUCUGCGAUGAAACGAACGAAGCGAAAGACGGUCCAGUUUGCUGCUCCCACAUACGUUGAUUAUUCUGAUAUUGAUUACUCCACGGAAGAAGAAGACCUAGAAGCGGAAUAUUUCGGUCAGCAGCAACAGGCACAGAAAACGCAGCAGUCGAAUGUUCAGCAAAUAGAACCCGACACAGACCCCGAGGACGAGACAGCAAAGGUUGAGCCUCUCAAGCCCAGGCCACUGCAAACAAAGGACAGCAAAACGAGUGAAGACAGCGUAGGCCGACCCAAUAGCGAAGAAAUCUUCGAGUCAAAACCGAGCGAGGGGCCUAAGAAGUCCAGCGACGGAAAUGUUCGGGAUUCCUUCUUCAAGGACGAUGUUGAAACCAAGAAGAUCACCCUUACUCCUAACCUUCUCCGCGAUGAUAGCGGUACGAGGACAUCCAGUGAUUCAGUCCAGCUGAAGCAGCGUCCAAGCUUGGAUAAACUCGAGAAAGAUAGCCCGACCAAUAAAGACGACAAGAAGAGGAAGGAGAAGGAGAACUCGAAGAAGCCUAGUGCAAUCCGAAGCUUCUUCUCCCGAAAAGACAAGAGGAAGGGACACGAAGAUGAUGAGGCUCAUGGGAAAUCGUCUCAGGAUGCUGACGGCCACGAAAGGGAACAUGAGGAGGACGAGCGCAAUAUCCUUUCAUCGCCAGAGAGAGCACCAGCCCCGCAACGAAAUCCGAGCAAGCUGCAAAAGUCACAACCCACCAACGCAAAGCCCAUUGCUGGGAUACUCAAGGAUACCAGCAUGGAUGCGCCAAACUACAUGUCUGCUGGAAGAAUUAACAAUAAGGAGGCCCGCAAGAGCAAGGAGGGAAAGGGGGAACAGUCGCCAGAAACUUCCAGGAAGCAGGAGAGCGUGGGUCAAUCUCGGGAUGCUGGCGCUCAGCAGAUCACCCAGGCUCAACCCCGUUCAGAGAUGGACUUGGAUUCUGACGAAGAUGACAACACGAGUUCUGUACAACACCCACCAGCAAUGGCUCAAGAACCACAGAGGCAGCAAGAGCGGUCUGCGCCAAGUUCUCGCAACCCGUUCGCUGCCGCACAGCCUGCGGCUUCUAGUGUGGCACCGUCACAUCAGCACCAUGUUGAGCGCUUGUCUGAGUCUCCUGUACAUGUUUCACCUAUUCAAGCCGAUCACCGGACUUCGCCAACACCUCCUCUGAUGGCUGACUCGUCCAGCCAAGAGGAUCGAUCCUCGGAAAGACUUACGCCGUCACCAGAAUUGGUCGAGCAUGACGACGAUGGAGCGGAUGAUAAGGAUAUUGCUCCUCCUUCACCAAUUUCAGCUAGUACGCCCACCUGGAAUGAUGCUAGUCUUCGUGCCUUCUUCGACUCGGGAUCUGAAAUUCGGGAUAUGCUUGUUGUGGUCUACGACAAGUCGGAUGUUGAACCUGUUGGGCCAGAUCACCCCAUUGCCGGCUCUUUGUUCAAGGAGCAGAAUGCCAAGCUGGCGGAAAUCACGACGCAACUCGACAACAUGCUCGGUGACUGGCUAUCUCGCAAGCAGAGGCUGAGGGGUGUUGUUUGA